This is a messenger RNA of Meloidogyne enterolobii, 346 nucleotides long. The record is from the annotation of a GenBank genome assembly. NCBI's taxonomy places the organism in Eukaryota, Metazoa, Nematoda, Chromadorea, Rhabditida, Meloidogynidae.
UUGAAUUAGGGAUUUGGGAAAUUAUUGGCUUUUCCCUGCGCUGCGGGGUGAGAUAGCGGAAACUGCUGCUUAUACUAGAGACAGGCCCAAGGGAAUGUUGAAUAAUUUUUUGAGGUGUUCGAGAUCCAAAAGAGGGCGAGGACCGAGGCCAAAAGCGAAACUAGCCCAAAUGCGAACGAGUGCCAAAGGUUCGAAACGAAAUCAUACAAAAGCGGGCGAGUUGCGAAGGGCUCAAAGCGAAACCAAACACAUGUUAAUGAAUGCCGAAGUCCCGAAGCGAAAUCUAAUUAAAAGCGGGCGAGGGCAGACGACCUUUAUUGGCCUUCUAAAAAUUUUAAAUCGCUAA